Messenger RNA from Epinephelus moara (kelp grouper), 1531 nucleotides. RefSeq names its product microfibrillar-associated protein 3-like. Bases 423 to 1445 code for a protein of 340 amino acids. The record is from RefSeq and is a predicted model, not a curated record. The transcript has 3 exons. NCBI's taxonomy places the organism in Eukaryota, Metazoa, Chordata, Actinopteri, Perciformes, Serranidae.
AUCAGUUUGGUUUUGAUGUGACAAGGGUUUUGUAACACAUGACUUAAUAAACACAGAGACAGCUGAAGUGUCCAGUAAGGAAAAAAUCAGUCAUUCCUCGCUGUUAGACCCAAACACUGUGAUAUUAAAUGCAUUUAUUCCAGGAGUUACUUUGUAGUAAAAUGUUUCAUCCAACCAGUGGUGUCAUGCAUUUCCCAGAAUGCACCUCAGUAACACCCAGGGAACAGCAGCUAACUCAUCAGCUGUUGGUUAUCUGUGCAGCUGGAGGCAGUGCUAGUCUAAAGUCCAGUCUGCUAUACUGUGUGGACUAUACAUCCAAAUACAGUAAACUAUAUUUGUGCAUGGAAGCCAACAGCUAACAUACAUAUCAGGAACAGGUUUGUCCAGUCUAAAUGUGAGCUGAAGCUGUAACUCCUUCUGACAUGUUAUCAUCUCAGAGACACCACCUGUCACUCCUGCUUCUCACUGUCCUGCUGCUCGGUGGCUGGACAGCAGACGGGGCUCAGAAUGGGACAGAGACAGAGACCAUGUCCUCUGUGCGGCUCGCCAGCGUCCCCUCGAGCAGGAACAUUGUGGCGAAGGAAGGAUCCAGCACACUGAUUGAGUGUAACGUGACCGGAAGCCACAAUGACAUUAAGUGGUACAACUCUAAAGGACCUCUGCUGGGUGAGAAGUGGCAGAUUCAGGAGGAGGGCACCCUGAACAUCACUAUGGUCUCCUUCGAGGACCGUGGCAGCUACACCUGCGUCGCCUCCGGUGGCAGCGGUGGGACCAAAAACUACACCGUCACUCUUCGUGUAGCCCACACCGACAGUGGCUUGGGCCUUUACUACGUCAUCGUCUGCUUGGUGGCCUUCACCAUCACCAUGAUCCUCAACGUGGCGCGGCUUUGCAUGGUCAGCAGCCACCUCAAGAAGACCGAGAGAGCCAUCAAUGAGUUCUUCCGCACCGAGGGCGCAGAGAAGCUGCAGAAGGCGUUUGAGGUCGCCAAGCGCAUUCCAAUCGUCACGUCGGCCAAGACGGUGGAGCUCGCCAAGGUCACGCAGUACAAGACCAUGGAGUUUGCUCGUCACAUGGAGGAUCUGGCUCGGAGCGUCCCCCUGCCACCGCUCAUUUUAAACUGCCGCACAUUCGCUGAGGAGGUCGUGGAGACAGGGAAGCCGGGGAAGCCGGGGUCUCAUGCUGCAGAGCAGGCUGGGACAUCAGUGUCUGUGAACAGACCAGCCAUAGGCCCUCCCUCCGCUGACAAAAGUGGAGAGAAGGAGGAGGGGGAGGAGGUGCGUCAGGCUCUGCUGUCAAGUGGUAGGAACGAUGGAGGCGGUGCUGAUGUCAAAGUUUCAGUCCAUACAGUUUCUGAGAAGGUGGAUAGUGAGGAUACAGAGGCUGAGAUGUGCCUCAAUGUGCCGGGCUCAAGGACAAGUGUGUCCUAUGAGAGCAACGUGUAGUCUCAGUCUGACACCCAGCAGAAGAAGCACAUCGUCUGAAGUGUGAGGCAUCUAAUUGCAAGUGCUUUAAAGAGAUUAAAAAACAU